Octodon degus (degu) is the source of this 1018-nucleotide messenger RNA. It is a transcript of the gene Golt1b, whose product is annotated as golgi transport 1B. The record is from RefSeq and is a predicted model, not a curated record. Bases 125 to 541 code for a protein of 138 amino acids. Lineage: Eukaryota; Metazoa; Chordata; Mammalia; Rodentia; Octodontidae. Gene Ontology annotation, cellular component: endoplasmic reticulum; membrane. The transcript has 5 exons. Gene Ontology annotation, biological process: retrograde transport, endosome to Golgi; endoplasmic reticulum to Golgi vesicle-mediated transport.
CUGCGUGUUUCCGGAAGACGUGGCGGCUCUCUCCUGGGCUGCUUCCCGGCUUCGUUUCUUUCGGCUCAGCUUCCCACCCUGGGCGUUCCAAGGUGCUGCGGCCGCUGGCCUCGCCGCUGCAGCCAUGAUCUCCUUAACAGAUACUCAGAAAAUUGGAAUGGGAUUAACAGGAUUUGGAGUGUUUUUCCUGUUCUUUGGAAUGAUUCUCUUUUUUGACAAAGCACUACUGGCUAUUGGAAAUGUUUUAUUUGUAGCUGGCUUGGCCUUUGUAAUUGGUUUAGAAAGAACAUUCAGAUUCUUCUUCCAAAAACAUAAAAUGAAAGCUACAGGAUUUUUCCUGGGAGGUGUAUUUGUUGUCCUUAUUGGUUGGCCUUUGAUAGGUAUGAUUUUCGAAAUUUAUGGAUUCUUUCUCUUGUUCAGGGGCUUCUUUCCUGUGGUUGUUGGCUUUAUUAGAAGAGUGCCAGUCCUUGGAUCCCUCCUAAACCUACCUGGAAUUAGAUCAUUUGUAGAUAAAGUUGGAGAAAGCAACAAUAUGGUAUAACAACAAGUGAAUUUGAAGACUCAUUUAAAAUAUUGUAUUAUUUAUAAAAUCCUUUGAAGAAUAUUCAGCACAAACUUAAAUUACAUGAAAUAGCUUGCAAUGUUCUUUACAGAAGUUUCAAUGUAUAGCCUACAAAGUACCAACAGCACUUAGCAAAGAACCAGUGAAAAUAGGCUUCUGAUCACGUGGUCUGAGAAAUCAGCAAGCAAACUGAGGGAGAUGAAAUCCAUGUUACAGUGCGGAUUGAAGCUCUCGAAGGCUGUUUUUCUUGUCUUUCCGCAGUGCGCGAAACACAGCCAUCCUUAGAAAACUGUGGUGCCUGCUACUUUUUUUUAAGAUUCAAGAGCAUCCCUACACAUUGGCUUUUAGAAAUAUCCACUGUGAUAGCAAAAGUACUUCCAGUUGCACUGUGUCUCUGAAAGUGAUGCAUGAGUUGGAUGGGAUUAUGUCAUUUGGAUGUGUUUAACACAGGAAAAC